Messenger RNA from Clonostachys rhizophaga, 915 nucleotides. The record is from the annotation of a GenBank genome assembly. NCBI's taxonomy places the organism in Eukaryota, Fungi, Ascomycota, Sordariomycetes, Hypocreales, Bionectriaceae.
AUGGCAUCGAUGGAGUUGAAGUGCUCCGUCUGUUGCUUGACGCAACCGAUCACUUCGUUCAGCAAGGCAGCUAGAAAGCGGGAGGAACCAAUCUGCAAGAGGUGCACUCACUGGGGCAUGGGGGUUGAGCCUGAAGUAACACCAGCCGCUCUUCAGACUGGGCACAUAUCCGGGGAGGAAGUCCGAGGCGAGGUCUGGGUGGAGGAAUACCUCAAUACCAGAAACGAGUCCCAGGAUGCUUCCCAUAAGACAACCCAGGCCGCUGCUCAGGAUGCUACCGAAACCGAGAGCCAGGUUGAGAGCUCUGCCGCAGGCACCUGCGGGGGUGUCAGACUCGACGUGGAUGGAACGACGGAGGAUACCAGGAGCGUCAUCUCAGAGCUUCCGUCGGAGCUUGCGUCCUCGGUGAGAGGGUUGACGAUCCAGGGGUCUCGUGGUCUCCCAACUCAUUUGCGUCGCGGGGGGAGCACAAUCGCCUCAACUUCCGGUGUCCAUAACACCCUCUCGAAGUUAAGGCCAAGGGAGGAGUCCAUCCAAGAGCAGAUUCUUCGAAAGGCGGGCCGACCAUCAUCAUCCGCAUCCGUGGCAAGUGGAAGUAAUGUCAGUAGCAUUUCUACGGCUACUACGAUGCGUGAGGCUCGGAACAGGACCAUGAUCACUUUCAACCGGUGGGACAACACGGGCAACAUACACCAAGGUGUGAAGGAUGAGACGACUGCUUCGAGUGUCAGCUCGGCUACGACAACGCCAUUGUCGCGACACGCUUGGCCAAAACUUGAAGUCGCUCCAAAAGACACCGCUCCUCUCAGGGCCAUUCCCGUCGUUCGCGAGAAACGGGCAGAGCGAGAGUUCAACUCACAGAAGGCCACCACAUUCUGCACUGUACCUCAAUCUGUUCUUGACGACUCCGAUUGA